UUAAUACUGAUGACAGAAAGUGGUCUGUGUGGUAAAAACUAAAAUGCAUUGAUGAGCAGAUAUUUGUUUUAUAGAGAAACAUCUUCAAUUUUCUAAACUGUCUCUUUGUCUUAAACUAAGACACAUUGAUGAGCAGAUACUUGUUUUAUAGAGAAACAUCUUCAAUUUUCUAAACUGUCUCUUUGUCUUGGAAGGCAUAGGUAACAUUGUUCAAAACAUAGAUAACGGUAAUCACGGAUGAAAAUAUCACUAGAAGUGCUAACGGCAAAUUUGAGUGUGCAUCAAAUAGACACUGAAUGAACAGCUGAGCAGUCUUGGAAUGACUGACAGACACAGUCAGAUUUGGUGCCCUCUGUAUAUGCACUAGUUAGUUUCGUCAACUUGAGGGCCCCUAAAUAACAUGGAAAGAGAGUCUUGAUGAGGGAUUGUCUACCUAGACCAGGUUGGCCUGUACACAUAUCUAUGGGGAGCCAUUUGAAUGACAUUGACUGAUAAGGGAAGACUCGACCCACGGUGGACAGCGCUAUUCUUGAGUUUGGACUCUAGAUAAGAGUAGGGAAGCUAUCUGAGAACUGAACAUGCACACAUUUGUUCUCUCUUUCUGCUGUGGAUGUGAUAGGAAUGGGCGUUUUUAGUCCCAGCUACACUUUAAUUCCCUACGAUGAUGAAUUAUACCUUGAAAUUGUGAGCUAUGAAUGAGUUUUGAGGUAAAUAAACCCUUUCUUCCCUAAGUUUGGUUAGGGAAUUUAAUCACAGCAAUAGAGAUGAAACCAGAGCAGGUUGUAAUGUAACAUUUAGUAUUUUUUCCGCUCUUUGGCCCCCGCAGCAGAAGCAAGAUGACGAAAGGAACGUCAUCCUUUGGAAAGCGUCGCAAUAAGACACACACGCUGUGCCACCGCUGUGGCUCUAAGGCCUACCACCUUCAGAAGUCGACCUGUGGCAAGUGUGGCUACCCGGCCCAGCGCAAGAGAAAGUGUAACUGGAGUGCCAAGGCUAAGAGGCGAAACACUACCGGGACUGGGCGGAUGAGGUACCUGAAAAUUGUCUAUCGAAGAUUCAGACAUGGAUCCCGUGAAGGGACAACACCUAAACCCAAGAGGGCAGCUGUUGCAGCAUCCAGUUCAUCUUGAGGAAUUUCACUCAGUCAUAAAAUAAAUGUUCUGGUUUCAAAAGAA
Molecule: messenger RNA, 1175 nt
Organism: Peromyscus leucopus (white-footed mouse)
Lineage: Eukaryota; Metazoa; Chordata; Mammalia; Rodentia; Cricetidae
Product: 60S ribosomal protein L37-like
Exons: 1
Coding region: 837-1130 (97 amino acids)
Biological process (GO): translation
Cellular component (GO): ribosome; cytosolic large ribosomal subunit
Molecular function (GO): structural constituent of ribosome; RNA binding
Source: RefSeq, a predicted model, not a curated record